Molecule: messenger RNA, 1298 nt
Organism: Aplosporella prunicola CBS 121167
Lineage: Eukaryota; Fungi; Ascomycota; Dothideomycetes; Botryosphaeriales; Aplosporellaceae
Exons: 1
Coding region: 178-1290 (370 amino acids)
Biological process (GO): chromatin remodeling
Cellular component (GO): Swr1 complex
Molecular function (GO): nucleosome binding
Source: RefSeq, a predicted model, not a curated record
UUGGACAUGUUCUAUCUACAUUAUGUGGCAAUGGUGUGGCAGCAUGGAAGGAAGUUCCCCGCAAGGAUCGACGGCUAGCGAGAUCAUCAGCCUCGCAUCAUCAAACACUUCCACCUACCAAUCUUCCCUCCCUCACCACAACACAACCCCAACAAACCAAACCGCCAACCCAAGCCAAUGCCACACAUCGAACUGCUCCCCCACACCGGGCCCGGCGCCAUUGCCCCCGCCCCCGGCUGGGCCUACGUCCCCGACACCGGCUACGACCCCAGCAAAGCCGCCAUCAACCCCACGGCACGCAAGCGCACCGCCGCGCACGCGCACACGGCCGCCGCCGCCGCCGCAGCAGCCGCAGUCGCAGCCGGCAGCGGCGGUUAUAGUGGUGGAGGGGGGACAGACCACCUCUCGGCGCGGCAGCAGUCGCAGCUGGCCAAGCGCCUGGCCGAGCUCGACCGCGACAACCACAAGGACGUCGCGCUGCCGACGGGGCGGGGGAGCGCCAGCGCAAGCAGCGGCGCUGGAGGAGUAACGCCCCGUGAGCGCGCGGGCAAGAAGCUCACGCCCGCCGUGCGCAAGAUUCUCAUCUCCGGCCGCACGUUUGCGCACUGGUUGGCGGACGAGGAGGCGUUGGCUGCGCAGCGCCAGAGCAGUGGUGGUGGUGCGAGUGCGCGCUCCCCGCCGCCGCCGUCGUCGUCGGUGGGGUCGCCUGCGCUGAGCGGUGGUGGUGGCGGAAUCGGAGGCACGAUUGUUGUUGCUGGCGGAGUCAGCAGCGGGCGCGUCACCAAGCGGGGAAAGGCCUCGAAGCGCGGCAGCACCGCAGCAGCAGCAGCAGCAACAACAACAGCAACAACAACAACAACAACAACAACAACAGCCACAGCCACAGCCACCGCCGCCGCCGCCGCAGCAGCAGCAGCAGCGCUCGCCUCACCCAGCAGCACGCCCAACACGCCAGACACACCAGCAGCACCCCCGGGCACCUCCUCGACCACCACGGACAACGAGCCAGAACCAGACACGCCCCUCCUCGCGCGGCCCGCACACCUGCCCCUCGCCCCGCCCUCCGCGCACACCCUGCGCACCCAGCUCAGCCUCCCCGCCCUCCCGUACGCGGCCGCGCGCGCGCAGCCACCAGCAACAGGGGCCGGCCCGCCGCCGCCGCGCCGCCGCUUCUGCGACAUCUGCGGCUACUGGGGCCGCGUCGCGUGCUUGCGGUGCGGCGCCGCGCGCGUGUGCGGGCUCGAGUGCAAGCGCGCGCACGAUGAGACGGCGUGCUUGCGGUUUGGGUAGCGGGGGAA